AUGCCGGACCGCCGCGACCACAUCGUGACACUCGAGAAGAAAUGGGGGUACCAUGCCGUCGACGGGUAUGAGCUCAAUAACAACACAUGGGGUUGCGACAGCGCGACGUCAGGCUCUCAGCGCACGCACUACGAUGGACCUUCCGCCCCGGGAUCCUCCGGUGCCGUUGGCAUCGCGUGGUCCUCAGAUUGGGAAUGGCAAGGCGGCGAACACAACGUGAAGUCAUACGUAUACGGCGCGCGGCAGUUCCAGCGUCGACUUGUUAGCGAGAUCACGGCGCUGCCGACUGAGGUGGAGUGGCACUACAGCACGUGGGAUGUGCGGGCCAACGUCGCCUUCGACAUCUUUACGGACCCGGACCGGGAGCAUGCAAACAGUAGCGGAGAGUACGAGGUCAUGAUCUGGCUGGCGAAGCUCGGAGGCGUCUGGCCCAUCAGCGAGUCCAAGGCGCCCAUUGCGCAUGUCGAGAUCGGAGGCCAUCAGUGGGAGCUGCAUUUUGGAUACAACCACGGAGGGAAAAUGAAGGUCUUCAGCUUUCUUCCCGUCAACGGGCCGAUACAGCACUUCAACACAGACGUGAAGCAGUUCUUCGAUUACCUCAUUCACGAACACCGGUUUCCAGCCCAGGACCAGUACAUGCUCGUCUACCAGCUCGGAACGGAGGCAUUCACCGGAGGCCCGGCGGAGUUUGUGGUGCCGAAGUUCAUCGCCGAAAUCCAGUAA
Colletotrichum karsti is the source of this 723-nucleotide messenger RNA. RefSeq names its product endoglucanase a precursor. The transcript is spliced from 3 exons. Gene Ontology annotation, molecular function: cellulase activity. The coding region runs from base 1 to 723 and encodes 240 amino acids. Lineage: Eukaryota; Fungi; Ascomycota; Sordariomycetes; Glomerellales; Glomerellaceae. The record is from RefSeq and is a predicted model, not a curated record. Gene Ontology annotation, biological process: polysaccharide catabolic process.